Salvelinus sp. IW2-2015 is the source of this 2467-nucleotide messenger RNA. RefSeq names its product E3 ubiquitin-protein ligase RNF13-like. Lineage: Eukaryota; Metazoa; Chordata; Actinopteri; Salmoniformes; Salmonidae. Gene Ontology annotation, molecular function: zinc ion binding; ubiquitin protein ligase activity. The record is from RefSeq and is a predicted model, not a curated record. Gene Ontology annotation, biological process: ubiquitin-dependent protein catabolic process.
AGCUCUACACAACACUCACAUGAAGGAGCUGGCUAGCUAGGGAUUAUUGUUGACGUUCUGUUGUACUGACAUGUUAAAGUAAAAUAAUAAAGUUGUUGCGAUCAUACGUAUAGAUAGCAAUUUAUUGUAAUGUCCAUAUCAUUCGCAUAUUUUUUCAACCAGAGGAAACUUCGGUCUGAUUCAAAGGUGUGAGAGCUGCCAGUGCUGGGACAGUCCGUCCGUGUGUGUGUGACUGCGCAGGUGUGUGUCAGUUGACUGGCACAGCGCGGAAUGCAAGAUGCUGCUCUCCCUUGGGAUGCUGAUGCUGUCCGCCACACAGAUCUACACCAUCUUCACCGUGCAGCUCUUCGCCUUCCUCAACCUGCUGCCCGUUGAGGCCGACAUCUCUGCCUACACAUUUGACAACAAAACAGGUAAUUUUGAUGACCUGCCUGCACGCUUUGGGUACCGGCUGCCCAGCGAUGGACUCAAGGGCUUUCUGAUUGGUGCACGGCCCGCAAAUGCCUGCGAGCCCAUCGACCCACCCCCUAUCCGGGACAACCUCACUGGCGCCUUCAUCGUGCUCAUCAAGCGCUUCGACUGUAACUUUGACAUCAAGGUGCUUAAUGCCCAGAAGGCCGGGUACAAGUCGGCCAUUGUUCACAACGUGGACUCUGAUGACUUAAUCAGCAUGGGAUCCAAUGACAUGGAUAUUUUGAAGCAAAUCGACAUUCCAUCAGUGUUUGUUAGUGAAGAGACUGCCAACUCCCUGAAAGAAGACUACACAUACGACAAAGGGGGUCAUGUGGUCCUCAUGCCAGACUUCAGCCUGCCUCUGGAAUACUACCUGAUUCCCUUCCUCAUCACCGUGGGAAUCUGCCUCAUCCUCAUCGUUGUUUUCAUGAUCACCAAGUUUGUCCAGGACAGACACAGGGCUCGGAGAAGCCGUUUGCGCAAGGACCAACUGAAGAAACUACCCAUUCACAAGUACAAGAAAGGCGACGUCUACGAUGUGUGCGCCAUCUGCCUCGAGCGGAGUGAUGAGGAUGGAGACAAGCUCCGGGCUCCCUGCUCCCACGCUUACCACAGCAAAUGUGUGGACCCCUGGCUAACCAAGACCAAGAAGACAUGUCCCGUGUGCAAGCAGAAGGUGGUCCCCUCUGCAGGUGACUCCGACUCCGACUCGGAGGGCGACAGCGGAGCCGAGGAGAACGAGGUGUCUGAGAGCACCCCACUGCUGCGUUCCCUGGCCUCCACCAGCGGCCACUCCUUCGGCACCAUGUCAGGRGCCUCGCGCUCCGAGCCUGAUCAGGAGUCCUCAGAGUACGAAGACACCAGCGACGACAGUGAGGAGGACGUCACCGUGGAGACUGAGACGGUGGUGGUCCAGCUGCAGGAGCCUCGUCCCGAUGACCAUGACGCGCCUGAUUGGUUGGCCUGAGUUGACGGACAGGUCACCGGUUCCCCCGCCUCUCCCUCCCCACUCACCCUACAGGCUUGCAGCAGCAGAGACUCAUGCUGGAUGUGCAACCGAGACUGUGUGUUUAAUUUUGAAGUCCCCGUUUAAUAAAAAUUUAUUUUAUCUCUAAGUUUAGAAUGCAAAUCACCAUAAUAAUCAGUUUGUUGUAUGUUUAACCUGAUUUACUGAGCAGUGUCAUCGUGUGUUUUGGGCUAACCAACAACAUUGAUUUCACAGGAACAUUGCAGUAGACUGCACUGUAUUGGUACUGUGGUUAAGUCUGUAUGGGGUGGUAGAACACCGCAGACAUCCUCUUGACUGCGGUUAUACUCGUCACUGUGAGAAAGGGCUCGACACCAACUACAAAGGAAUGCGUUGUGUGUGUGUGUGUGUAUAAUGUAUAGAUCACCAUCCGUAACAUCUUAAAACAUUAUUUUGGUAGCCUGCAUAUCUGUAUGCCUCUGUAUCAGAAGGUGAGGAGUUCUAAUAUUGUAUAUAUUCUUACUGUUUGUAUAGAAAUAUAUAUACAUUUAUAAAUUGAUUGAACUGACCUUUUCCAUAAGACUAUAUAGAAACGAGGCCAUGGGAACAGGGUUUUGUCAAUCGGUCUCGAGCCAGAGAUAAUGGAGUCAAGAGGAGUACGAUUUGGAUGCGACUGAUCUGGUGCGUUGAUAAUACAAAACAAACUGUUUGUGGUGCUGCAUUUCAGCCAAAGGAUGUUAUGCGUUUCCUCUCAGAAGUCACAUGUAAUACAAGCAGAAUGGGGCGGGGAGACCGUUCUGUUCAGAUAAUACCCACGUCUAGACUGCUACAAGCAGCCUGUUUGGCUUAAUCUAGACAUACCAGAGAGAUCAUUUCCCUGAAAUACAAGACACCAUUGGUGGAUAGGUCUUGCAACAUGUAUUUGGUGUCAUAUAUCAUUUUAAUACUGUAAGUAGGUAGUUCUACAAGUAUACAGAACUAAAAUAUAAAACGCAACGUGUUGGUCCCAWGUUUCGUGAGCUGAAAUAAACAAAUCCCAGAAAUGUU